CAAAGCUCCUUAAAUUAUAUUUUCUUUUUCUUCCUUCUUUUUUCUUUUCAACUUCAACAAGGUUUUUUGCCACACAUUUUCGUGUGAGCUCUACCUUAACAUGGAUUUUAUAUCAAGUAUUGGAAAUAAGCGUAGUAAUAGGAAACCAAGCAGCAGGUUAAGGGCAGCAAGCUAUGCUAGAAGAAGUUCAAUCACUUCAGUUACAAAUACACCCCCUUUGAUUAUAUCAAACAAAGUACCUAAAAAAGAUCUGAAACCUUCCAAAACAGUCAACUCUGAUAAAGCAAAUGAAAGCAAAAAGACGGAGACAUUGACAUUCAAUUUGUCGACGACUACGGAAGAUCAGGAUAGUGCAGAAGACUUAUUUACAGAAGUAGCAAAACAACUCGAUCUAGAUGAAGAACAACUCGCUAGUCUUUCUGAUGAGUACAUUGCGGCUUCAAAAAGAGUCAUUUCAAAAAAGUCAUCAACUUCUACUUUGAAAUCAAUUGGUAGCGCAGCAUCAAAGAAAACUGCUCCACCCAACUAUGUCAAAAUAUUAUGUAAGCAACGACAAAAGGGGAUUACGUAUGAACUUAUACUGGAAGUAUCCUAUUAUAUCAGAACCUCGGAUAGUUGGUUAGAGCGGUUUAUCCAGGAUGGCGGUAUGCAAGUGAUCGCAAAAGAACUCGGGAUUAUCCACAAAAAACAAAAUAGAACACAGACAGAUCAUAAAAUAGAACUCGAGAUCUUGAAAUGCUUAAACACUUUGAUGAACAAGAAGUCAGGUAUUCAAGAAGCCUUCAAGCAUUCUCGAAUCAUCGAUAACUUUUGCGUUUCGCUCUUAUCGCCUUAUAUCCCUGCAAGAACCCAGGCCUGUGAGUCCUUGACUGCCUUUUGUUUUUUACCAAAUGGCAGAUCGAUGGUACUGCAUGGCAUGGAACUAUUAAAACAGUUUGGAAAAGACUUUGGACGUUUCGACGCUUGGCUACGGGCAUUGGAGAAAACAUUGGAUGGAAGAGGAAAGAUGGGAUCUGCAGUUGGAGCUAGCCAUGAUCUAAAGGCUACGGGCAUGGUGGGGGCGGGUGAUUCGCAAAUAACACAGUACAUGUUCAUUAGCGUAUUGUUUAUCAACACCCUCGUCAGACCUGAUAUUGUUGAAGAUCGUAAAGAAAGGCUUCUAGUAAGCCAAGAGCUAGAAAAGGCGGGUGUAAACGAGAUAUUUAAAAAGAUGGAGCAACUGAAUCACGAACACAUCAAUCUUGCCAUUCAAAAGUUUAGAGAAGAAAUAGAAGUAGAUGCAAUGCAAGAGGAUAUGGAAACCUUUUUCAGCAUGGAUCCGAUGAGUGUCUUGCACAGUUUACUUACCUUGACACAAAACACACCCAGUUAUAACAGUUUACACCAUAUACUUUGCUAUUUGUUAAAGAUUCAAGACAAUCCCGAGAAAAGCAAUUAUCAAUUUCAGUUAAUAGAGAUGCUUGUUCAGCAAGUAGCCACAGAUGCAAAUAACUAUUCAGAAAAUGCGAGUGAGUUUACUGUACAAAGUUUAAUACCCAAAUUCUCCAAAGAGCAGUAUGUUGAAGAAGAGAUAUACCCAAAAUCACCUAUUGGAACUAUUACGCACAAUGAUGGCUGUGAAGACCUUAUAAGAGCAUUAGAAGCAAAGAUAGAAUAUCUUGAAAAAGACCUUAGCCUUUCACGGCAAACCAAUGCGAUGUUGAAGAUAUUUUUUAAAAGUACGGAAGAACGAUAUAAAUCUGAAUUACUAGACACUGAGACAAAGAUGAGAAAGCUACAUGAUUCAGUACGAAGUCUUACAGAGUAUGGUAAUCCGUCACCGAAGCGACGAAGCUUUAGAAAUCAUCACCUUCAGCUCGUAAACACAUCUUCUCAGCCAUCACAACAACCACAAUCACAAAAACAGACUCAACCGCAGCAAAAAGCGCAACCAGUGCAGCAAAAAGUACAGCCAGUACAGCAGCAGCAACAACAACAACAGCAGCAACAAGCGGCAAAUAGCCAUGCUCAAUCUCACUCUCGUAGCAACCAAACAAAGACGCCAGUGUCACGGAGUCCUUCAAGGAACUCGAUUGCUACGUCGAAAUCACCUCGUAUAUCACCUUCAGCUACCUCUAAUAACGUUUCUUCAAGCUCUACUGCCAGUAAAGUUCCAUCGCCUUCACCAAGACGAUCAGAGGAUAAUGGUCAGCAUUCGGCAAGAGCGUCCUUUUCCAAUCAACACAGUAGUGGAUUUUCAGAAACAAUUCGACAGUCACUGAAAUCCAAGAUUGGAAGUUUUGUUAGAAGGUCAAGCAAUGAUGCUUUAUCCAAAAAAGCUCGUGGUAACUCGACUGAUUCAGCAGUAAGCAUAGGAUCAAAGAAAUCAGGAAGCAGUAGCCGUAAGAGUUCAAUCAAUCAAUCUAUAACAACGUCGUCUAGCCAUGGAAGUCUACAGAGUGCAAAGAAUAUAUCAGAAAAGGACACUAUUAACUCUUUAACUUCGAAUACAACCGAAAAUCAACGGUCGAGAAAAUCGAUUGUGGAAGACCUUGGCACGGCAGAAGACUUGAUGAUGCACCCUUCAUCUAUCGUUCCAUUGGACUCUGUUCCAGAGAUUGAAGUCAUACCUGAACAGGAUGAAAAAGGAUUUUCAUUUGAUAAUUAUGUCUUUGGCGAGGACCUGUCUGCAGAAAAAGAAUCAAAGGAAGAAGAAUCCAUAACUGAUGAAGUAACGGGAGCAUCAUCGCCUCCACCGCCGCCCCCUCCUCCACCUCCACCUCCACCUCCACCUCCCCCACCAUUACCAACCUUAUCUGGGCAAAUUCUACCUUCUUCAAGUGAAGGCAAUACAGAAAAUAAUGGUUUAGAAGUGCAAUCACCGCCACCUCCAGUGUUUUUAGGCAGCAGCGGAAGAAAGCCUAGCGCGUUUCAACCCAAACAGAAGCUAAAAUUUGUAGAAUGGGAAAAGAUGAACUUUUCGAGCAUUAAGCAAACGAUUUGGCACGAUUUUGAACGCGAGAUUGAAGUAUCAGUUCACAAGCAAAUUGAAUCCACUGACUCACUCAUGGAAUAUCAAUUAGCAAAGGCUGGGGUAUUUGACGAUGUUGAGAUAACAUUUGCUCAAAAGCCAGUCGUUGAACUUAAAGCAAAACCACUCAAAGAAGAAACACUGAUAUUAGACACCAAAAAAGCAUAUAAUUUGAAUAUAUUUAUAAAAAACAUUAUCAAGAAGAUCCCUUUUGAUGAAAUUCGCUUCUCUUUUUUGAGAUUGGAUCCUUACUUUUUAGAUGAACAAAUCAUUCUAAACUUGUUAAAGUAUCUGCCGACACCAGAUGAAACGGAAAAACUAAAGCCUUUUGAAGAUGCUCCUUUGGAGGAUGUUGAAAAGCUGGGAAUGCCAGAGAAGUUUUGCUUACAGAUGAUGAAAAUCUCAAGACUCAAAGAAAGACUUGAAUGCAUGUUGUUUAAAUCUACUUUUUGGGAAAGAUAUACGUUGUUGCAUAAGCAAAUUACUUCUGUUUACAAUGCAUCUGUAGCACUGAAAGAUGCCAAAUGCUUCAAGGAACUUCUGCAUUUAAUCCUUUUGCUAGGCAAUUUUUUGAAUGGAAACACUUAUCGUGGUGGAGCAUUUGGAAUAAAGAUUGCCAGCAUAAAUAAGCUGAUAGACACCAAAGGAACAUCAAAAUCUACAACCCUACUACACUUUUUGGUUGAAGCUGUAGAGAAGAAUUUUCCAAACAUUUUACCUUUUCUAGAAGAGUUAGAUGAAUGCGGCCAAGCAUCCAAAGUCUCUCGUGCCGAAGUUACUGCUGAAUAUCAGAGCAUUGAACAAGAAUUGAGCAAACUGGAAUCAGAGCUAAAGGAACAUUUUCCAUUGCCUAAUAAUAAUGGAAAUGCAGAAGAGGGUGAAGGCCUAAAAGAGUUGGAUAAGUUUGCAAUUGAGAUGCAUCAGUUUUAUAAAGAAUCUUCGACUGAAUUUAAGCGCAUUCAAAUGCUUUCAAAGAAGAUGGAAGAAAACUACGACCAGACUGUUAGAUUCUAUGGUGAAGAUCCCAAGAAGAUGCCACCAGAUGAAUUCUUUGGUAUAUUCAAGGAGUUUACAACUAAUUGGGAGAAAUGCUCUGCUGAUUCGAGAGAACACAGAUUGAGACAGGAAAGAUUAGAGAAGCAGAAGAAGAGAGAACUAGAGCGACGAAAACGAGCCUAUAGCAACGCCGGCAAAGCUAAAGGAGCUGAUGGGGAAGAUGAUAAGGCCAUUUUACACAGUUUGCUUGACAAGUUGAAAAAGGACACACUUGAUGUGAAGGCAAGAAGACGAAGCCAGCGACAGAGGCAGAGAUCUACAAGUGUGAGUACAACCCUUCAGCAGUCAUAUUCUACACAAAAUGUGGAUCCAAUCUAUCAAAGAGCCAACAAAAUGCUUAGAUCUAUUCAGGCAGAGGCAUCCAGCUCACUUUUAGAAGCGACAAGUCCGACAGCUAGCGCUCUAGUAGACUUUAAUCAUUCCGCUAGCAAUCGUAUGAUCUUGCCUGACGGUGGAAGACGACGUAUGAGCGCCUCUGUACUUCAUGUAUCUCCUGGUUUCAGGCAGAUAUUUGCUGACAAAGACACCACGGAUAGUCCAAUGUCGGCUACUGCCCCGUCUUCGACAUUACUGAUUCCUAAUGUACAGGAUAGCACAAGCAGUCUUAGAAGCCGUCGUCAUGCCAGGCCAUUAUCCGCUAUUAUCAUUCCAGAAUCAACUAUUUCUUCACAAUCACUAACAACUGCACCCGCAACAACUAGACAUGUUAGAGUUAGAAAAACCAGUACUAGACCCGUCUUUGAUCAUACCCUUCGAGUUAGAGCAAGGAGAAUGAGCACAAAAUAAUCCCUUAUUUCUUAUAAUGCAUGUGUAUAUGUAUGCUUGUAUAUUUAUUAGCAAAAUAAAACCU
Rhizopus microsporus ATCC 52813 is the source of this 4916-nucleotide messenger RNA. RefSeq lists its product as uncharacterized. The record is from RefSeq and is a predicted model, not a curated record. The coding region runs from base 101 to 4852 and encodes 1583 amino acids. Gene Ontology annotation, biological process: actin cytoskeleton organization. Gene Ontology annotation, molecular function: small GTPase binding; actin binding. The transcript has 14 exons. Lineage: Eukaryota; Fungi; Mucoromycota; Mucoromycetes; Mucorales; Rhizopodaceae.